AUGAUUGCCGUCAGGCUUGCACGCCGCAAUGGUGGAAUACUCGAAGCGGAAUAUCGCUUGUGGCUUUACGUCUAUCCCACCAUCGUAUUUCCUGCCGCCCUCAUCCUCUGGGGCGUAGGCGCCGCUCAUGCGAUACACUGGUUUGGGCUCGCCGUUGCCGUGUUUUUCUUGGCCACUGGCCAGGCCAUCACGAUCUUUACAAUGAUCAACUACUGUAUCGAACCGUACAGCGAGCUGAGCAGCGAAGCCAUGGUCACUAUCAUCGUCAUCCGAAACUCAAUGGCCUUUUCCAUCGGCUACAUCAUCACCCCUUGGGUCAAGCUCGGAUACUCCAACGCUUUCAUCAUUGCCGGUUUUGUCUCGUUGGCCGCCUCUCUCGUCUUUCUCGUCAUGAUUGUCUGGGGAAAACGCAUGAGAAUCAUGACCAGCCACUUAUAUCAGAGGUUUCUUGCCGAACGGCAGGCUUUGGGACUAUCACAUUCUUAG
This is a messenger RNA of Exophiala bonariae, 486 nucleotides long. RefSeq lists its product as uncharacterized. Gene Ontology annotation, cellular component: plasma membrane. Lineage: Eukaryota; Fungi; Ascomycota; Eurotiomycetes; Chaetothyriales; Herpotrichiellaceae. The transcript is spliced from 3 exons. The record is from RefSeq and is a predicted model, not a curated record. Gene Ontology annotation, biological process: transmembrane transport. The coding region runs from base 1 to 486 and encodes 161 amino acids. Gene Ontology annotation, molecular function: transmembrane transporter activity.